CACUCUCACACAGAGAGAGAGAGAGACUCACGCGCUCUGAAACUUUUCCCUGUCAUGAGCUGAGAGUGUGUGCAUGUGUGUAUCAGUGUGUGUAUUAGUGAAUUAGUGUGUGUGUGCGCGCGCGAGACAGAGUCACAGGGAGUGUGAUUAGCUGUACCCCGGAUUUUGGAGUUCUCGUGACUUUUUGGAUAAGUGGAGCCAUGCGGCGCGCGCUGGAGUGUGUGCGCGCGGUGUGUGUGUGGUGCUGCGUGCUGGUUCUGAGCCACGGAUACAACCUGGACACGCGCAGCGCGGAGCGGUUCGGGGGUCCCGCGGGGUCCAUGUUCGGAUACUCGGUUCUGCUCCACAAGAACCAGCAGAGCACAUGGCUGAUUGCUGGAGCUCCAACUGAUGACUCCAAGUUUUACCCUGAUGUUAAAAAACCAGGAGCCGUUUAUAAAUGCAACAUUUCCAACAAGAAGUGUGAUCAGCUCCGAGCCGGUGUGGACUGGUGUGGGAAAACCUGUAAGGCGGAGAGUGAUAACCAGUGGCUGGGGGUCAGUCUGUCCAGAAGAUCCUCCAGUGGUGAAAUACUGGCCUGUGGUCAUCGCUGGAAGAACAUCUUCUUCUCCAGUAAAGACAAUCAGAACAAGCUGCCGCAUGGCGUCUGCUUCAAAUUCAGCUCCACCUUCAGCCGCACCCGACACUACAUCCCCUGCUAUAGAGAUCAUCAGAGGAAGUUUGGUGAAGACUAUGGAUCCUGCCAGGCUGGAAUUUCAAACUUCCUGACUGAUGAUCUGGUGAUAAUGGGUGCUCCUGGUAGUUCAUACUGGACUGGAUCUGUACUGGUCUACAACACUUCCAGCAACAUGUCUGCAGCUUAUGUGGAUGAUGAGAGCGCCGUGCUGUAUGGAAGCUAUCUCGGUUACUCAGUGGGCGCUGGACACUUCCUCACCCCACACAGCACUGAGAUAGUGGGCGGUGCCCCCCAACACGGGCAGAUUGGUAAAGCGUAUAUAUUCCAGAUUAGAGGAAACACCUUGCAGAUUGUGAAUGAAACCAGUGGUACUCAGCUGGGUUCGUAUUACGGUGCGAGUGUGUGUGUGGUGGAUCUGAACGCUGAUGGUCUUUCCGAUCUGCUGGUCGGAGCUCCGAUGUUCAGCACAGUGCGGGAGGAGGGCCGGGUCCACGUUUACAUCAACCAGGGCCGGGCCAACAUGAAGGAGGCGGGGUUUAAGCUGGUAGGAAGUGAUUCGUACGCGGCUCGCUUCGGAGAGACCAUCACUGACCUCGGUGAUAUCGACAACGAUGGCUAUCCAGACGUGGCGAUCGGAGCUCCUCAGGAGGAGGAACUGCGAGGAGCUGUUUACAUCUAUAACGGGAGGAAGAGCGGGAUCUCGUCCAGCUUCUCUCAGAGGAUCACAGGCUCUGUAUCAGGAUACGCUCUCAGCAUGUUCGGCCAAUCAGUGUCUGGAGGCAUCGAUGUUGACGGCAACGGUUACCCAGAUGUUGCAGUGGGAGCGUUCCUGUCUGAUGCUGCUGUGGUGCUCCGGACUCGUCCGGUGGUGAUGGUGGAGGCGUCUCUGGUGCUGCCGGUCAGUGUGAACCGCUCGGUGUCUCUCUGCUCUGAUAACGGUGUCCCCGCCGUGUGUCUGGACGUCCAGGUCUGCUUCGUGGUCCAGGGCAAACGCAUACCGGGACAAAUCGAAUUAAAGUAUAACGUCACCGCAGACGUUCUCCACCAGACCUCCCCUCGCUUCUACUUCCACGGAAAUGGAACGUCUAACGUCACCGCGGGUCGUGUGAAGGCCAAACACGGAGAACUCACCUGUACCAAACAUCAGGCCUUCAUGAGGAGAGAUGUUCGUGAUAUCUUCACUCUGAUCCAGUUCGAGGUUCAGUAUGAGCUGGGGGAGCACAGUGUGUUUCGGGGGGGAACCUCCAGAACCUUCAGCUCACUGCAGCCCAUCCUGCAGCAGAGAGAGGGACACACCAACCUCGUCUCCAACCAGACUCAGUUUGCCAGAUACUGCGCCUGGGAAAACUGCUCCACUAACCUGCAGGUUUCUGCACGGCUGGUUUUGCCGCAGAACAUGUCGUAUUUUGCUCUCGGAAACGGGAAGACCAUCCUGCUGAACGCGACACUGAUCAACGCUGGAGAUGACGCUUUCCUGCCUAAACUCCACCUCCGAUACCCCAGCAACCUGCACUUCAUCAGAGUACUGGACGCUGAGGAGAAAUACGUGAGCUGUGAAGUCGUGGAGGAGAAUAAGACAGCGAUUGGUCUGGACUGCAGUGUGGCCAACCUCUACAUCCCCUCUCUAACAAAGAUCAACAUCAGCUUCUUAAUGGAUGUGAUCCAGAACAGCAGUGCUGGAGAUAUUAGCAUUAGCAUCAAUGCUACAAGAGAGAACUAUGAGAACCUGGACCUUUUACACGACAACGUGGCGUAUCUGACCCUGCUUCUGAGAUACGGAGUGGACCUCAACAUGCACGGAUUUGUGUCUCCGACGUCUUUCAUAUUUGGGGAAUAUGAGCCGGUUCCAGUCGACUGCUACAGCGAGAGAUUUAACUACACGUUUAAGGUGAUGAACGUUGGUCCCAGUAAAGCUCUGAACACCAAAGUAGAAAUUGACAUUCCUCAGGUUUUGACUCCGUAUCCGGACAGGUUAAUCCGGAUUACAGAUUUACAGACGACUGUAGGCCACUGCCGUCCGAAGAACAGCAGUCUGUGGCUGGAGGAUGACUGUGAUGUGAGGAAGGCUUCGUUUAUUCAGGAGCUCGUCUUCUUCUUCUCCAAAAGCAGCAAGCGUGUGAUGUUUUGUGCUCAGGUGGACGGAGCCUGCAUGGUCUUGGAGUGUAACUUUGGAAAUUUGGACCCUGGUAAAGAGGUCACCAUCAACCUGGAGGUGGAGCUGAACCCUGCAGUCCUCCAGAUCAGCCCUGGGAGACAUGCUUUAAUGGAGAUGAACAGCAUCAUCUCCGUCACGUCGCCCGUAAACGAUGCCAACACCAUCAUGCUGAAGGACGAUAACAGCGCUCUGGUAACCUUGAAUGCGUACUACAACCAUAAGCCACACCCACUCGUGGGCAUUUCUAUCAUCGUGUUCAGUCUUAUCCUCGGCCUCAUUAUUCUGGGCAUGCUGGUCAUUUGCCUAUGGAAGGCUGGUUUCUUUAAGCGACGGAUGAAGGAGCAUCAGGAGAAGUUCAGGAGGGACAGCUGGGAUUACGUCCCCAAGUGUGAGAGCGUGUCGUAAACACGGGAUUCUGCGAGUUUUUAAAGGAUUAAAAGGAAUAAAAAUAAAAACGCGAGCUGGACUUCGUAUGGAAAUUAGGACCACAGCCUGGGAGCUGAUUGGCUGACAGACUUACGAACUGUUCCAGAAGCAGAAGCUCAGGACGUCUCUGUGUUACGGAUCUACGCUGGACCUGAGUCACGUUUCCUUCAGGACUGAUUGCACUUUUACUGUGGUUUAUAGGGUGAAUUUAUAGUGUGUAUACGUGAGUGUGUGUGUGUGUGUGAGAGUGUGUGUGUGUGUGUGUGUGUAUGAGAGAAAAGUACCGUACUGUACCCACAUCAAUGAGCACACACACACCUGCAUUCAGAGAGCCCGCUACAUGAUAUAUAAUCAUAAUUCAACUUUUUACCCCCUAUUUUUAUACGUCAUUAAAAUUACUGUGCUUUAAAACAAGAUUAAUAUAUAAUAUAUACACUAUAUGGACAAUAGUAUUGGGACACCUGCUAAUUCUACUUUUUUAAGGGUAUUAAAAAAAGUUUAUUCUAAACGAUAUUGGAAAAAAAAUAGAAAAAAAAUUGAUAUUUUGAUGUUCUGUGAUAGGUAGAGUCUCCUGGAAUUCAGGCUUUCAGUUAACAGCUGUGCUGAACUCAUCAAGAGUUAAUUACUUGAAUUUCUUGUCUCUUAAUAAAGUGUUUGAGAGCAUCAGUUAAAGUAAAGUAGUGAAGAGGUAGAGUUACAGGUAUACAGUGAAUAGUGAAUAUUAGAGUAAUGUUCGAAUCCAGAUUAUUAACUAAAUAAAGAAUAAAAAAAUGACUUUAAGAAGAAAUGAAGGUCAGUCAAUCCAAAAAAAAAACAAUUUCAGGAACUUUGAAAGUGUUCCCAAGUGCAGUCACCAAAAAAGACCAUUAAAAACGCUAUGAUGGUGAAACUGGCACUCAUCAGGAACGCACCAGGAAAGGAAGAUCGAGAGUAUUUUUGUUUAACACUUUUAAGUUACUACAUAAUUCCUAUGUGUUUCCUCAUAGUCUGAAUCACUUUACUAUCAGAAGGUGUGUCUAAACUUUUGACUGGUACUGUAAAAAAUAUAUAUAUAAAUAUAUAUAUAUAUAUAAAAGGGUGUCCACAAACAUGUUGUACAUGUAGUGUAUGUACACGACUCUGUAUUGGAUGUGCCUUAUUCACAAAAACCAGCGCUGACUGAAACACUCUUUAUAACUUCAGCAGGAGUGGGCGGGGCUAAACUGCUGUAGGCUGAAUGUGAGGAUUAUGUGUAGGUGGGAUGUUUUUCAGGAGAGGCUGUUUUUUAUUUUUUAUUUAAUUGAUUUUUAAAUCCUGCUUAAGAAAAUCUAUUUAAAAGAUAAUUUCUGCUUUUUAAAUUCUGAACAAAAAACACCAACACCUCCCUGUUCUUCCGCUUGCUUUUCCACUUGGAUAUGUGAGUAUACUCCACUUUAAAAUACUUUUAUCUAUACUAAAUAUUACAUACUCAAAAGUGUGUAGUUAGUAUUAGGAAUUAGUCUUGGUGCAGCCUUGUUUUCUCUUUGUCUCUCUCUCUCUCUUUCUGUAGUUUAAUGGUUGAGAGUAGAUGGUGUGUGUGAGAGGACAGCAGAUGGAAGGAGUGUGUGUGUGUGUGUGUGUGUGUGUGUGUGUGUGUGUGUGUGGGUGUGUGUGUUGGCUGGCUGCCGUGAAAACGUGAAAAGAGUGAAUGCUGCUGUGCUGCAGACGAAUGACAAGACUGACGCGUGCCUGGCACACAGCCAGCGUGUGUGUGUGUGUGUGUGUGUGUGUGAUGUAGAACACACACACACACACACACACACACAUCUACACACUUACAUGUACACACACGCACACACACACACAUCAAUUGGUAGUUAUGAAGUGAUCUAUCAUAAAGUGUGUGUGUGAAAGUGAAACCGCCGUUGUUCACCUGACCCAUGUCACAUUAUUGUGUGUGUGUGUGUGUGUGUGUGUGCACACAACUACUGAGGCCACGUCCACACAAACACACUUUGGCCCCUGUUUUUGUUUGAUUUAGGGCGUGUCAGUGUGUCUUUGCUAUCGUAACGACGGGAAAAGUACAGCUUGCGAGGCUCAAAACAAAGCGCAAAAGUCAUGUACUAAUUCUCUAUUUAAUUAAUCAUGGGUGUGGUUAAUUUUGGGCGUCACGUAAAAUAAACCAAUCAGAUUGUAUCUUGCUCAUCAUUCCCUUUAAGAGUCAGGUGAGCUCUGAACAUCAAUUCCACUAGAAGUAUCCGCAAGCAUCUCCCUGUAGUAUAAAUUCGCCUGAUUUGACAAUUUACUGCCAAGAUAGCGAUGAACGUCUGAUUGCUGGUGUCUGUCUAGGUUGUAUUCAGUCAGUGGAGCUCCUGUGUUUUCUGUUACCAAGAUAAACAAGCAAAACUCCAGAAAUGUACCUGAACACACCUCAUUUCCAGAACACCACGCCCAUCAGUGUAGAUAUAUUCAGAAGCUCUGCUGCUGUUUAAACAAGCAGUGAAAAUAGGCUGUUGUUUGGGGGUGUAAGAUAGCAAUGAGCAUCACAAUUUGCCUUGUGCAGAAUGUAAGAAAGGCACUGAUCAGCAUCCAGACAAUAGAGUAUAUAUAAGUGUGGACAGUACAUUCUCAUUAUAAAGCCAGAUCAUGUGACCUUAAUAUGGGUGGAGCUUGCAUACUUUACAAAAGAAAACUGGCAAAAAAAUGCUGAAUGUGUAAUUUUAAAUCAAAGUUUUAUGUUUUCUUCACAUCAAAAUAUGCAGGGUUAAAAGCUGUACUGCAACCAGCCACCAGGGGGCGUAAGAAAAACGUUAGAUUCACUUCCCAACCACUCGACUGUUUUUAAUCUAAACUCUAUAAUUCAGAAUAUAAUUUUCAGAAGAUUAUUAAAGCUCAUGGAGAACCUUGAGAUCUUGGUUCCUCCCAGAUCUUUAGUUUUUUGUUUAAUUUCGAAACAUUUUAUAUUGUGGGCGUGGCCUGAACAGGCGUUCUCUCCCUGUAUAAAGGUGCUCACUGUCUGUCUGUCUGUCUGUCUGCAGUAUUUUAUUCCACAGGUGUGAAAGGUGUAAAUACACGAGUGAUAUUCUAUUUCUAUUAAAUGAAAUCAAUUUAAAAAAUAUAAAAUAAAAGCCGUGCUGUUCAGGGAGUCACACAAAAGAAGCACAUUCCACUGUUUUAUACUGAAAUCACUAUUUUUAAUAAAUGAAUGAUUGUAAUGUUGUAAAGGACAGUGUUUGUGUGCUUUGGUAUAAUUUAACAUGUUAUGCACUGGAAUGUAAUGAUGUCGUGUCUUCGUGCUUUAUUAUAAAUUACUGUUUUUAUUUUUA
Astyanax mexicanus (Mexican tetra) is the source of this 6541-nucleotide messenger RNA. It is a transcript of the gene itga4, whose product is annotated as integrin alpha 4. The transcript is spliced from 27 exons. The record is from RefSeq and is a predicted model, not a curated record. Gene Ontology annotation, molecular function: integrin binding. Gene Ontology annotation, cellular component: external side of plasma membrane; integrin complex. The coding region runs from base 201 to 3236 and encodes 1011 amino acids. Gene Ontology annotation, biological process: integrin-mediated signaling pathway; cell adhesion mediated by integrin; cell-cell adhesion. Lineage: Eukaryota; Metazoa; Chordata; Actinopteri; Characiformes; Acestrorhamphidae.